AUUUCUAGCUCAGUUGUCAUUCCGAGGCAGUGCUCAGCUCCUUCCUCGGUCCAAAUCGUUGGCAGGAUUUCAAUUCGUCGGUGGUUCAACUUCAAACCUUUACGGGCGGUUCUGCAGACUUCUCAUGUUCUUCGAGAGGAAGGGGAAUCACGACAAGACGACGGCGGCGGUCUUACGACUCUGCGUGAAAUCUGCCGAGGGCACGUGCCGGAGCACGUGCUGAGCAGGGCGGAAGGGUUUGGAUACGUUAUGCCGACGGAUGUGCAGAGCCACGCUCCGCCUGUUCUGCUUAGUGGGCGGGACUGUGUAAUUCAUGCUCAGACAGGUUCUGGGAAGACGCUGGCUUACUUGCUGCUGGUAUUCUCAGUUUUGAAAGCUCGGAGAUCAGCUGUGCAGGCACUGAUCGUGGUGCCUACCCGGGAGCUAGGAAUGCAAGUCACAAAAGUGGCUCGAAUGUUGGCUUCAAAGGCUGUGGGUGAUAAAUUGGAGGAGAAGUCGUCGUGCACUGUCAUGGCGCUUUUAGAUGGAGGGAUGUUGAGAAGACAUAAGAGUUGGUUAAAGACAGAACCACCUACUGUUGUGGUAGCAACAAUAGCGAGUUUGUGCCAAAUGCUUGAUAAGCAGAUAUUUAAGCUUGAUGCGCUGGAGGUUCUGGUUAUAGAUGAGGUAGAUUUCUUGUUUAACUCUUCGAAGCAAGUCAGUUCCCUUAAAAAGCUUUUGACAUCGUAUUCAUCAAGCAAUGAACGUCAAACUGUUUUUGCUAGUGCAACCAUCCCGCAGCACAAACGAUUUGUAUGACUACAUACAACAGAAGUGGACAAAGGUCUGUUUUGGUCAUAGUUCUAUUUAAAAAUACUUGCCAAAAAAGGAUCAGCUUUCCCAUAGUAAGUUCACUGAUGUUCUGCUACUCUGCUGCUUACUUAAAGAGAGAUGUGGUCCAUGUGCAUGUCAAUGCCAUUAAGCCAUUGCCAUCCUGCUUGCAACACAAAUUUGUGGUAUGCACUAAAAAGCAAAAACAUGCAAUUCUGCUUUCCUUGUUACAUUCUGAUGCCCCCAUGUCGGCAAUUGUUUUUGUUGGUGAACAGUCUGAGAAGUCAAAAAAGGCUGGGAAUGCUGCAUCAACUGUUCUUCUAGUUGUUUUCUUGAAUACUUCUUAUAGAGGUAGCUCAGAUGUCCUGCUUUUGGAGGAGGACAUGAAUUUCAAUUCUCGGGCAGCUUCACUUUCAGAAUUGAGACAAGGGGAAGGUUAUCUUCUUGUAGCAACAGAUAUAGCUGCAAGAGGAGUGGACCUGCCUGAAACAACUCAUAUCUACAACUUUGAUCUACCAUACCAAGAACUGCUGUUGACUACCUUCAUCGAGCUGGAAGAACAGGUAGGAAACCCUUUUCAGAUGAGAAAUGUAAUGUUACCAACAUUAUUGUGCUGGAGGAGCGAUUCGUUUUGCAAAGAUAUGAGAACGAACUGAUGUUUAACUGCGAAGAAGUAAUCAUUUGAUUCAAGUGUUGGCCCUUUUAUUCUGGAAUCAAGUUGUUGCAUACAUUUUCCGUACUCUAAUUCGUCUUUUUCUUGUGGAGAAAAAGAUUUGAUAUUCUAUCGGUUUAGUAGAUCAGAAAGAACUUAACAUGUUGUAUUACUGUUCGGAACUUGGGCCUUAUCAGUAUCUUCUGCUAACUCACAUUUCAAACAAAAACAAAGAAUUGUAAGGGUGAAGGAAUUUAUUAUUUAUAUUACAAGUCCAUCUUCAAUGACUGCGUUUUUAAAAAUAACUGUAACCCCAGAUCGAAUGUAGAAGCCUUCAGAAGUUCUGU
Messenger RNA from Linum tenue, 1809 nucleotides. NCBI's taxonomy places the organism in Eukaryota, Viridiplantae, Streptophyta, Magnoliopsida, Malpighiales, Linaceae. The record is from the annotation of a GenBank genome assembly.